Molecule: messenger RNA, 576 nt
Organism: Closterium sp. NIES-67
Lineage: Eukaryota; Viridiplantae; Streptophyta; Zygnematophyceae; Desmidiales; Closteriaceae
Source: the annotation of a GenBank genome assembly
CAGUAUGAGUGAACACCCCCCAAAAAAAAAGAAAAAAAAAAAGGUAGCGUACGAACAUGAUCAAGAAACCAGAGGAGCAGCAAGAGAGGGAAGAGAGAGAGAGAGAGAGAGAGAGAGAGAGAGAGAGAGAGAGAGAGAGAGAGAGAGAGAGAGAGAGAGAGAGAGAGAGGGAGAGAGAGAGAGAGAGGGAGAGAGAGAGAGAGAGAGAGAGAGAGAGAGAGAGAGAGAGAGAGAGAGAGAGAGAGAGAGAGAGAGAGAGCAUCCUACAAAGCCCUCUCCUCUCCACUCCAUCCUUCAUUAUUUUCUUCCUCAGCCUUGCGAUCGAGAGAGAGAGAGAGAGAGAGAGAGAGAGAGAGAGAGAGAGAGAGAGAGAGAGAGAGAGAGAGAGAGAGAGAGAGAGAGAGAGAGAGAGAGGAGGGGGGGAAAAGAGAGAGAGAGAGAGAGAGAGAGAGAGAGAGAGAGAGAGAGAGAGAGAGAGAGAGAGAGCAAGAGAGAGAGAGAAGAAGAAGAAAUGCUGCGGGGCAGCAAACGCUGGACAACCACGAGUUCUUAACGACCCCGCAAUUGCGCUCUUGG